This is a messenger RNA of Eurytemora carolleeae, 1660 nucleotides long. RefSeq lists its product as uncharacterized. The record is from RefSeq and is a predicted model, not a curated record. The transcript is spliced from 8 exons. The coding region runs from base 111 to 1637 and encodes 508 amino acids. NCBI's taxonomy places the organism in Eukaryota, Metazoa, Arthropoda, Copepoda, Calanoida, Temoridae.
GAGUAAAUCAGCUUCAAGGCCGGCCACACAAACUUCGUAGAUUCUCUGAUGUCGGGCAAACCUCGGGAAUACUUCUUGGCCGCCAUAAUCCAAAGUUGGCCAACCGUAGAAUGUCUGAAGCUAUUCUACCAAGUAUGGCUCAGGCCCACUACUUGUCUCCUGAACAACCUCUUCCCUCGUCAGCCCACCUAGGUCAACAUCAACCUGUUCCUCCGCAUAGACAUCCUUUCCUCCUUCAACCCCUAUUUCAGGGCUCUAAUCUACCUUCAGUCUAUUUAGGACAACAGGUUUCCUUCCUUCCCAACCAGUUCCUUCAUUCAAAUCAAGUCUACCAGAAUACUGGAGUUCACAACCCACAGAUUAAAGCUUCAAACCAACAGCUUUUUAAUCUCCAACCUUCGUCUGUCCAUCAAAAUAAGUCUCAGGCAGGUCUUCCUUCUCCAAACCCUCAUCCGUUCUCAUCAGAUUCGUCCCUGCAGCCUCAACAAGGUUCUCCUUACUCCCGACAUAACCUAGAUUCAGCAAACCAACUUCCGACAAAUUUGAACCCGUGUUCUGCUCCUGCUCAGAAUAUGGAAUCAGAUAUUGCAGCCCAGCCUGUCCAGUGUUCAAGGGUUAAUUUUCAAGGACAAUAUUCUGGUCAACGUAGUAGUGUUCCUAUUCAAUUUACUUCAGAUCUGACGAGCAAUCCUGAAAAAAUAUUAAGGCCUUCGCCAAUCAUUAAGCUCUCUGGAAAUAAAGAGAACUUAGAAAACAUCCAGACUGAAAUACUGACUGAGGAGGGUGAUUACUCUACCCUAAAAAAUCAGAAUCCAAGUACCCAGGCAGGGGAAAUGGCUUUGGAAACUGAUCUGAUUGGAGAGCAUCUGAAGAAUUUAAGUAUUGACAGUAAUGAGACUAUUAAGAAUACAGAUGCUCAUGAUCCAAGGGAUGAUGAUGAUGAUUCUGAAGCACUAGAUGAGGAUGAGAAUGAUGAAUGGAACGAGUUCCUUGAUCUCCAGUUAAAAGAAUGUCUUCAGGAGCUGGAGGAACAGAAGACCUGUAAUUCAAUUCAUAAUUCGAACUUUCUUCUCAUGGUUUUACCGCUGCUUAAGUCUCCUAUUUCAGUGAGUUCUGAAGUUGUAAAAAAAAUAGUGGACCUGUUAGUAAUCCCACUUUACACUUCGGGAAAAUUUGCCAUCCCCACUUCUUCCUAUAUGACGAGUCUUGAAGAGGGAGGGGUGGCAGAUCUUCUAAUGGAUUAUCUACAAAGAUCAGAUCUCAGAGAAAACUUGGAGUGUGUUAAAUCAAUAACAGGCCUGCUUCUUAGAUUGGUUUAUACUUCUAGAAAUAGUCCGCAGGUUCUUCAUUCUACCAUAUUUCCCGCACUUCUCUCAAUACCUGAUACUCAGAUCCGAUCUAACACACUGACAAUCCUGCUCAAAACUAUCCCGCAAAAUCUUCCAGAAAAUGCGCCAAGCUGCUACGAAAUCGUCCAAGUUAUUCAAGAGGAAAAUGACGAAGAACUUCUAAAAAAUGCUAUGCUUUGUCUCAUUCUUCUGAAAAAGUAUGCUCAAGUGGAUUUACAAAAGAUGAUAAGUGUAUUCUCCAUGGCAAAGUGUGAAUCUAUAUUGAAAACCCUACAAUAUGAAUCUUAAAAACAUGAAUUUGUAAAAGAAAA